AUGUCUGGCGAGAAGAUAGACACCGAAAAACAGGCGUCGAAAGUCGCCGAUGCGGAUGCCGCGCUGGACUAUCUCAAUCAUGAGCACACGGGAGCAAUGACCGAGGUUGACGAGAAGAAACUUCUCCGCAAGAUUGACUGGUGGAUCGUGCCUUUAAGGGCCUGCUACAAUCUUCAAUAUCUCGACAAGACUUUGAUCAAUUAUGCAAACGUUAUGGGCUUGCAAGAGGACACCAGCAUCACCGGUGAUCAAUUCUCCCUUCUGGCUCUCGUCUUCUACGUAACGUACCUAGCAUUCGAGUUCCCGACUGGAUUUCUUAUGCAGCGUCUUCCGACGGCCAAGUACCUCGGGGCCAACGUUAUACUUUGGGGCUUAAUGGUUGCGCUCACAGCGGCAGCCAAGAACUGGGCUGCUCUUGUCACCCUCCGUGUUUUGCUUGGAUGCUUCGAAUCGGCGGUUGCCCCGGCUCUGAUCUUGAUCACGUCCAUGUGGUAUAAACGGUCCGAACAACCCGCACGUGUUGGUUUCUGGUACGUGGGCACAGGAACCGGAACAAUCAUUGGAGCCUUGACGUCUUUUGGCUUUCAACAUUACGAGAGUGCCAGAUUUACGAGUUGGCAGAUUAUGUUUUUGGUAUUUGGACUAAUCACCAUCACCGUUGGCACUCUUGUCAUGAUCUUUAUGCCUGACAGUCCAAUGACGGCAAAAUUGACACAUGAAGAGAAGAUCUGGGCCAUUGAACGAGUGCGCGAAAACCAGACUGGAAUUGAGAACAAGCAUUUCAAACUGUACCAAGUGCUCGAAUGCUUUAAAGAUCCCCAGACAUGGCUUUUGAGCCUCAUUACAAUCAGCAGCAGCGUCCCCAACGGAGCUGUGAGCAGUUACCAGGCCACAAUUAUCAAAGGUUUUGGAUACACAAGCAAAGAGACUGCGCUACUCAGUAUUCCUAGUGGUGCUGUUGCUUGUCUAUCUGUAAUCUCCUCGGGUAUCGCUGCGUCCAAAUACAACAUGCGCGGCCCGAUUAUCAUAGUGCUUCUACUCAUCGGGGGUAUUCUCGGGGGCUGCCUUCUCGCUUUCUCGGCCCACGAUAGUAAGGGCAGCCUUCUCGCAGGGAAUUACCUCAUGAAUGUUAUCGGUUCAGCUCUGCCGUUGCUGUACUCGUACAGCUCUGCAAACUAUUCAGGACACACCAAAAAGGUCACCAUGAAUGCACUUCUUUUAAUGUCAUUCUGCCUGGGCAAUAUUAUCGGGCCUCUCACGUUCCGCGACGUCGAUAAACCGAACUAUCUUCCUGCCAAGAUCACGGUGGUGGUAACCAGCGCUGUCGCAGUUGUACUGACUGCGAUCCUUAUGGCCUACUACUCGUGGGAGAACAAGCGUAGAGAUCGACUGGCACAAGAAGGCCACAAGGAGAACAUUGAGUUUCUUGAUCUGACUGAUCGAGAAAACAAGGAAUUCCGGUACCGACUAUAA
This is a messenger RNA of Pestalotiopsis fici W106-1, 1473 nucleotides long. RefSeq lists its product as uncharacterized. The transcript has 6 exons. Bases 1 to 1473 code for a protein of 490 amino acids. Gene Ontology annotation, cellular component: membrane. Gene Ontology annotation, molecular function: transmembrane transporter activity. Lineage: Eukaryota; Fungi; Ascomycota; Sordariomycetes; Amphisphaeriales; Sporocadaceae. Gene Ontology annotation, biological process: transmembrane transport. The record is from RefSeq and is a predicted model, not a curated record.